GGCAAUGGCUGGCUGUGCCGGGAAGAGGCGGCGCCUGGCGCCAGGACGACCUGAGGCCGCGGGGCUCCGAGGGCCUCUGUGGGCGCGGGUGGGCACCCCCGCGUCUGUCACCGGCCCCCGCGCCAGGACUUGGACUCUCGCCCCUCACGGGCCGCUCCGGUGCCGCUGCCGAUGCCCCUGCCUCUGGCUCGCGCCGCCCGCCGUGAACGCGGGGCCAGGCGUUUCCUCCCGGGCCCACCCUGCGCGCGCCGUGUGGGCCUCGCGGACUCGGGGCGCCGGGACCCCGAGCGCAGGGUAGAGGCAGCCGGGCCCGGUUUCUGAGUCAGUCCCCAGGACGGCCACUCCUCCUGCCUCGGGACACCCAGCGCUUUCCUCUUCAAAGCCGUUUUCCGUGGAGUCGGGAGAUGAUUCGUUGGCGGGAGAGAGAGGAACCGGCUGGGAAAGGCUUGAGGCGGAGGGAAGUCGUCCCGGGGCCGUCGUGGUGGGAGUCCCGGCCCGCCUCGCAGGGGCGUGAACGGGGCAGGUGCCCCGGCGCUGCCUCAGUUUCCUGAGCGGUGCAGUGGGUGCUGGCAGUGCCAGCUGGCGCCGAGGAACUCAGCGGCGUGGGGCGAGCCCCGGCCCUGGUGGGCUCAGCGGGUCGCUGCUGCCACUGCGGGUCCAGCGUCCCCUCCGUAAGCCCCAAGCCUGUGAGGCCUGGGCCUGGCCGGGCGGCCCAGCGCUGCUCUGGUCCGCGGGCUCCUGGCUCCUCCCGAAUCCCUGUGAGGGCGCGCGGGGUCCUUCUCAGCGGGAGUCGGGGUUUUAGAGCUGCGGAUUCCAGGGCUGGAAAGCAGAAGGGGUUCUUCCCGGCUCCCUUUUUCUUCUCAGAUCUGCCUUCUGGAGACUGCGCCGUCCUCCCGGGAGAGCCAGAAAGAGGACAUGGCUGCUGGGCAGCGGGAAGCGAGGCCCCAGUGGCUGCACUAGGCCUGAAUCUCACUGUGUGCUGCUCAGUAUACAUUUGUUACUGGCCAAUUAUUCAUUAAAGGAAUGACCUGGAACCUUCAGAAGCUUGAAUAGUGUCACUGACAUUCGAGGACGUGGCUGUGCUCUUUACCUGGGAUGAGUGGAGAAAGCUGGCUCCUUCUCAGAGAAACUUGUACCGGGAUGUGAUGCUGGAGAACUAUAGGAACCUGGUCUCACUGGGACUCUCAUUUACCAAACCAAAAGUCAUCUCCCUGUUGCAGCAAGGAGAAGAUCCCUGGGAGGUGGAGAAAGACAGUUCUGGCGUCUCCUCUCUAGGAUGUAAGAGCACACCUAAAAUGACAAAGUCAACUCAAACUCAGGAUUCAUUUCAGGAGCAGAUAAGGAAAAGAUUGAAAAGGGAUGAACCCUGGAACUUCAUAUCAGAAAGGUCCUGCAUAAAUGAAGAGAAAUUAAAGAAACCGCAGGACAAAAAUGAAAAUUUACAAAUAAUUUCAGUUGCCCAUACAAAAAUCCUUACUGUAGAUAGAAGCCAUAAAAAUGUUGAAUUUGGCCAAAACUUCUACCUGAAAUCAGUCUUCAUUAAGCAACAGAGAUUUGCUAAAGAAAAAACUCCAUCAAAAUGUGAAAUACAAAGAAAUAGUUUCAAGCAGAAUUCAAAUUUACUUAACCAAUCAAAAAUCAAAACAGCAGAGAAACGCUAUAAAUGCAGUACAUGUGAAAAAGCCUUCAUUCACAAUUCAUCCCUUCGUAAACAUCAGAAAAACCACACUGGAGAAAAAUUAUUUAAAUGUAAAGAAUGUUUAAAAGCUUUCAGCCAAAGUUCUGCUCUUAUUCAACAUCAAAGAACUCAUACAGGAGAGAAACCCUAUAUAUGUAAAGAAUGUGGGAAAGCCUUCAGCCAUAGUGCAUCCCUUUGUAAGCAUUUAAGGACCCAUACUGUGGAGAAAUGCUAUAGAUGUAAAGAAUGUGGUAAAUCCUUCAGUCGAAGGUCUGGGCUUUUUAUACAUCAAAAAAUCCAUGCUCAAGAAAAUCCCCAUAAAUACAAUCCAGGUAGGAAGGCAUCCAGUUACAGCACAUCCCUUUCUGGAAGUCAGAAAAUUCAUCUCAGAAAGAAGUCCUACUUAUGUAAUGAAUGUGGCAACACCUUUAAGUCUAGCUCAUCCCUUCGUUAUCAUCAGAGAAUUCACACUGGAGAGAAGCCUUUUAAAUGUAGUGAAUGUGGGAGAGCCUUCAGCCAGAGUGCCUCUCUUAUUCAACAUGAAAGAAUUCACACCGGAGAAAAGCCCUAUAGAUGCAAUGAAUGUGGGAAAGGCUUUACUUCUAUUUCACGACUUAAUAGACACCGAAUCAUUCAUACUGGAGAGAAAUUGUAUAAUUGUAAUGAAUGUGGUAAAGCCUUAAGCUCCCACUCAACACUUAUUAUUCAUGAGCGAAUUCAUACUGGAGAAAAACCAUGUAAAUGUAAAGUAUGUGGAAAAGCCUUCAGACAGAGUUCCGCUCUCAUUCAACAUCAGAGAAUGCAUACUGGAGAAAGACCCUAUAAGUGUAACGAAUGUGACAAAACAUUCAGGUGUAACUCAUCGCUUAGUAAUCACCAGAGAAUUCAUACUGGAGAGAAACCAUAUCGAUGUUUAGAAUGUGGGAUGUCUUUUGGCCAAAGUGCAGCUCUUAUACAACAUCAGAGGAUUCAUACAGGAGAAAAACCCUUUAAAUGUAAUACAUGUGGAAAAACUUUUAGACAAAGCUCAUCACUUAUUGCACAUCAAAGAAUUCAUACUGGAGAGAAACCCUAUGAAUGUAAUGCAUGUGGGAAACUCUUUAGCCAGAGGUCAUCCCUUACUAAUCAUUAUAAAAUUCACAUUGAAGAGGACUCCUUAAAAGCCGAUUUGCAUGUGUGAAAGCCUUAAACCAAAACUCAUCAGAGAAUACAUGCUUGAGAGUGAUUUAUUAAAUAUAAUGAAUAUGAGAAAACUCUUAGUUCUCAUCAGAUACUAAGUUUUAAGAAUAAACUUUAGCUAUGUAAUAACUUA
This is a messenger RNA of Pan troglodytes (chimpanzee), 2990 nucleotides long. It is a transcript of the gene ZNF354B, whose product is annotated as zinc finger protein 354B. Lineage: Eukaryota; Metazoa; Chordata; Mammalia; Primates; Hominidae. The transcript is spliced from 5 exons. Gene Ontology annotation, biological process: regulation of transcription by RNA polymerase II. The record is from RefSeq and is a predicted model, not a curated record. Gene Ontology annotation, molecular function: RNA polymerase II cis-regulatory region sequence-specific DNA binding; DNA-binding transcription factor activity. The coding region runs from base 1146 to 2858 and encodes 570 amino acids.